This is a messenger RNA of Scheffersomyces amazonensis, 1171 nucleotides long. RefSeq lists its product as uncharacterized. Bases 72 to 698 code for a protein of 208 amino acids. The transcript has a single exon. NCBI's taxonomy places the organism in Eukaryota, Fungi, Ascomycota, Pichiomycetes, Serinales, Debaryomycetaceae. The record is from RefSeq and is a predicted model, not a curated record.
UCCCAAUUCUCUUGUUAUUGCAGUAAGUUCCUGACUGGAUUAAAUAGAAUAAGUUAGUGUGAUUCGAAGAUAUGUCAAUAGUAGAGUUACUGAAAACAGUCGAUAACUUGGCUAAGGUCAUAACUCAGAAGAAUAAAGAACUCGAUGAGUUGAAAAGAGGUUAUGAUGAAAAGUUAAGUAUACUAAACUCAUAUAUACUGAAAAUUCAUCAGGCUAUGCAUUCAGAGUCGUCAUUGCAUAAUACUAAGUCACAGACCAUGGAUUCUUUCAUAGAUGAUAAUAAAUUUCUCCUGAAAAUCCAAACUGAAAUCAAUUGUCCAAAUUGUCAUCAUCUGGUUUGGGAUAAUUCUCGUUCAGAAAACGACUUCAUACUAAUACCAAAAUCGCAGCUCCAACAUUUGUCAAUACCGAUUGAGACUUCCAUCUCAAAUCAAAUCACACAUGUAGAGACUACAGCGAAUCUGGUAAGUCAGAAUUCUACAAGUUUAAACAAAUCUCUGCAAAACAAAACUCUGCAAAAUGUACUCCCUUACCCAAGCACUCCUCAAAAUAAUAAUAAUAAUAAUAAUAAUAAUAAUAAUAAUAAUAAUAAAAGCUAUAACAGUAACUCUAAACGAAUAUGCUCAUACUGUAAGAAGCAUGGGCAUCUGAGAGCAAAAUGUUUGGAGAGGCUCACAAAGCCUGUUGUUGAUAAAUAAACUUAAUAAUUAUAAAUGCCGGAAUUUGAAUCGUAUAUUACAUGGGAAAUAGGUAAAUAAGUAUCAUAAAUAACUAUUUAGCUGAUUGAACUAAAGCUUCUAUAAUUAAUUAAUUAGUUAGUAUAUGAAUUAGUAUUAUGACAAUUAAAUUGAUUGUAACUUACCUCUUCUAGAUGCAUCUUGCAAUAAAGUGCAAUCCACCGAUGAUGGACUCAUAUGAACGUAACGAACAGUAGAUCCUCUAAUAAAUAGAGUCUUAACGGAUUUCAAAUGUGGAUAUUUGCCUUCAUUAACAGUAGAUAUGUUGUCUAUUUUCAAGUUUAAAUAUUGGUCCACAGACUUUAAUGUACCCUUAAUUUCAAUAUCAUUUUUUAACUCAACCGUUACUUCUUGAUCUACUAGGGUCUUAAAAAAACUGAAAAACAACAUCUUAGUUAUAAUAUGUUUGUUAUUGAGAUAUGCCUGAUGUACUU